AUGAACCAUGGUAACAAGGUUUUCGACAUUUACGGCGACGGCCUACAAAAGGUCACUUUGACAUCUCUGGGGGAUGCAGCACGUGCGGUUUUGGCUUUGUUGAAAAACAGCAUUAAGACUGGUGCCGAUCUGCCCCCGGUUACGCAUCUUGCUGGGCAGACACUUACCUACAAGGCCCUCUUCGAAGUGAUUUGUAGACAUCAUCCGGUCUGGAAAUCGUACACGGUUUCUAUUUCCGAAGUUCUUGAUUCAAUUCACGAAGGACUCAAUUCAAACGAUACCAGUGUAGCAAUCCAUCAGAUGAGGAUCCUGGGCUUCACAAAUGCGAACCAUAACCCUGAUGAAAAGGUGCUGCGUUGGGGAACUGGAGUUCUUGAAGGGUUGUACCCCAUCAGUGUCGAUGAACUUUUGGCCCAAGCUGAGGCUGGUUCAAAUAAAUGA
Molecule: messenger RNA, 441 nt
Organism: Penicillium hordei
Lineage: Eukaryota; Fungi; Ascomycota; Eurotiomycetes; Eurotiales; Aspergillaceae
Exons: 1
Coding region: 1-441 (146 amino acids)
Source: RefSeq, a predicted model, not a curated record